AUGGGUCAACCACCGCCGAGUCGCGCCCCGUCGGCAACAAAGCCAAAGCAAGCUAAGGCCCCGUGUCGAUUUCAUGCAAAAGGAGAGUGCCGGAAAGGUGCCAGUUGUACAUUUUCCCACGCUGGAGAGGGUCUAGCUGCGCUGCCCGACCUGGAAGCGCUUCGAAUCUCCAAGCCGUCCAGAAAUGCCAACUCGUCCGACACAAACUUGCUUGCUGCGUUGGACGCAGACAAGAUAUUAACCAGAGACCUCGUCGGUCCCUUCUUCUCUGUCGAUGUCGAGUGCGUGGCCACGGGCACUGGAUACGGGGACCGCGACGUCGCUCGCAUUGCAGUCGUGGACGAAAACGAAGUUACCGUGUUCGACUCGUACGUUAAGCCGGACAAGCCCAUCGUAAGCUACCUCACGCAGCUCACUGGCAUCACGGCAGAGCACUUGACCGAUGCGAAUUCCCUCGCCGACGUGAUCGCAGACUUGAAAAAAGUGCUUCCAUCACAGUGUGUUCUCGUGGGCCAGUCUGUCGACAAGGACGCGCACUGGCUGGGGCUGCAACCAGCCGUCGACUUCCGCGUCCUCUUCAACGUCGCCGACCUCUUCCGCGUCCCUACCACCUCCAAGUCGUACAACUACCGGUACUUUUCACUGCGCCACGUGGCCAAGUACUUGCUGGAAGCCACCAUUCAGGAAAGCGACCACGAUCCCGUGGUCGACGCCGUGUACGCGAUGAAGAUCUUCAAACGCUUCCGGUACUUGCACGAAUCAUCGGGCCACCGCCAAGCGGUACUGCAGACGCUGCUGAAAACGCCGCGAACGCCGUCCUUUGCGGAGCGGUUUCCCGUCCUCGAUGGCGUGCUUAUGGCCCGACCGAAGGAAGAACGAGGUGCUUUGAUGGACUAG
Molecule: messenger RNA, 897 nt
Organism: Aphanomyces astaci
Lineage: Eukaryota; Oomycota; Saprolegniomycetes; Saprolegniales; Verrucalvaceae
Exons: 4
Coding region: 1-897 (298 amino acids)
Cellular component (GO): nucleus
Molecular function (GO): exonuclease activity; metal ion binding; nucleic acid binding
Source: RefSeq, a predicted model, not a curated record